GCCCUCAUAGACGCGGGGGCGGACAUCGACGCCGUGCAGCUCGCUGACCGCACGCCGGCGAUGUUUGCUGCAGAGGACAGCAACGCGGCGGCGCUGCGCCUGCUCAUUGCCGAGGGGGCAAACAUGACUCGGCAGUCCACGUACGGGACUCCCCUGCACCAUGGCGCCAUGGUUCCCAACAACGUCGUCAUCCUCAAAAUUGUUCUUGAGGCCGGGGCUGGCAUUGACGUCAAGAAUCAAUUAGGAACCACCGCCCUGAACGAAGCUGCAUAUUUUGGAAACCUCAUCAACGUGCUGUUUCUCGUGAAGCAG
Molecule: messenger RNA, 312 nt
Organism: Ostreobium quekettii
Lineage: Eukaryota; Viridiplantae; Chlorophyta; Ulvophyceae; Bryopsidales; Ostreobiaceae
Source: the annotation of a GenBank genome assembly